UCUUCUACCAACGGGGACGAAGUCGCGGGCAACAGCUAGUUAUUAUAUAUGCAGUUAAUAUUCUUAUAAUGAGGUUUAGAUUAUCUCACUGACAAGAACAAGACUUAACAGAGCAACCAACUUGUAAUAUAAAUUCUGUCGGCAAAGACACGGACUGAGUAGGUACGUUAUUACUAACUUUUUGUUCCUGAAUGUUGUUGUAAUAGUUUCCUAGUCUUGGAUAUGUAUAAUUUUAUUACAUUGAACCUAGAUAUUACAUAUGUAAUCCUUCCGUAACUUUAUGUGAAACAAGUUUUAGAUUUCUAAUGGCUCCUUGUAUGAUAAUGUCGUGAAAUUACUAUCGGUAGGUAUAAGUAUAAUAAUCAAAAUACAUUGCGAUUUUCUGAUUGAACACUGACAAAGAAACUAUAAUUUGAAUCCAUUUUUUCGUUUAUUUAUGGGCCUAAAGCUAGAAAAGGUAUAUCCUAAACAUUUCCGCAUGGAAACGUUGACACCUGUAACCCAACUAUACAACCUACUUGAAUCAAUGAAGGUACGCUUACGCUCAACUGCGCCUGAAGUUCGAGAGAUCAUACCCUGAUCUCUAAUUAUUACGAGUAUUUCAGAGUACCUAAUACGACCCCAUAGUUGAAGUGCGUCGCUGCGCGUGCGUCGCGCCGCCCGGUGCGCUAUGAAUGGGUGCGCGGACGCAGACGCGGCGCAGACGUCGUGCGGGAAACGCGUGCGACGCGGACAAGUGAAUACCGUGUAUAAUAGUGCUGCACUUUACUGAGAUCGAACGUUCAAUAUGUUUUGGAUACAGUCACAUGUGUGGUUGUUGCUGUUCCUCGUGACAGCCGCAUCGCCUCGCUCUUUCUCUGCAGACAUGGUAGCUGCGGAUGGUUCGCCCAUUAAUCAUAAUGCGAACACUACGUAUAAAACUGAAGAUGAAAACCAAAGCAGCUUAACAUCAAUAUUUUCACCGCGAAUGGAUUUUGAACAAUGGAAGCCUUUAACAGGUCGCGGAGACCCGCUGCGGAAUGAUCCGACAUAUGAUUACGAACCUCCGGUUCUCGAAAGAGUUCACUAUUGGGCUGAUGACUCUAGACUCGAAAGGGAACAUUUUCCAGAAAGAAAGUCUGAAGUUCUCAUGCUUGGAGUCUCUUCCCGAAAACCAAGUGUUACCUCUCGACAGCCUCCCUUGCCGCCCUUACCACCAAGACGACACGUUCAUCGACCCUUACUAAACAAGUACGAAGACUUCACGUAUAAACUGAGUGAACACUAUCCAAUGACAAUAUUAGUCCCACCACCGCCACCGCCUCCAGGUCACCAACCUCAGCUGUUUAUUCUACCAGAAGAAAACCCUCCAAAUGCGAAUAAAGUGCCACCACAAAUAAAACCCGUUAGCUUAUCGAAGGUAAAAGAUUCAACAGUUGCACCUGAAGAUCCUACGUCUUUAUAUGCACUACAAGAAUCGAAUUUAAUUUACCAGUCUUCGACGACUAUCCAAAAUUGGAUAAGUGACGCCAAUCAAAACAAAUCCGUGAUAGAAAAUGCUGUAAGCAGUGAUUACGCUGGCUGGGGGCCAACUACUCCGGUAGACGAUACUGAUGCAGUAAAUGACACACAUAAUUUAAUUCUGAAUGAUCAUUCAGAUUUACGUCAUCCCUAUUCAUUUUAUAAACCCAUGCUAUCAGAAGCACCGCCGCCACCAAAGAUCCAAGUUAACCCACUUUUGGUACCAACGUUUGUUCCCACUGUGUUACCACCAACUACCGUGAGCCCACCUACUCAAGUAUUUACUAAAGUAACAUGGCCCACAGAGAGAACUACUGAAACUGUUGAAGUCACAACCGAAACACCCCAGGAGACAACGACUGAAAGGAGGACCACUCCAGUAUUCCAACCAACACCGAUACCUACUACAGUAACUAAAUUUCAAACAAGUCUGUUUGACAUGCUCGGACCGAUGAUGUCGAUGCCAAUGGUGAAUGGCCCAGAGCGACCUGAAGAUAAUUUGUACGCUCACGCGUCUGAGAAUGUCCAUGUGUUCGAUGAACAAAAGCCGGAAGAUAUUCAAAUUGAAACAAUGCAAACUAUGCAGCCACCCCCACCACUAAAGCAAGCUGAAAGCUCAACAACAUCACAAAAGCAACAGUUCCACGUUAAUUCACAAGGAUUAAACAAAAAUCCGGCCUUAUACACACACGGACCGUAUUUGCAUAUGCGUUUUACUACACCGAUACCAACUACCGUAGAAGAAUAUUCCGAAAGUCUCAAGCCAACCACUGAAGCCCCGACUGUUCCAAUGUAUCUUAUAAUACAAGGGCAUUCAAAGGUUAAAACUUAUGGAUCUAAACCUAAAGUUCCUGACAGCAAAGAGACGAUCAAUAAUGAAAUCAACAAACAUUUGGAAACCAACGAAGUUAAACAUCUUCACCCCUUAAACAAAAAAUCUAAGAAAUUGGAUUUAACGGAUGCUAGUCGAAAAAAUCAAGCAAAAAGUUUAAAAACACUGAUUGAUAGUGGUCAUGGAUCAAUUGAAAUACAAGAAACAGAUGUUGGAAUAAAAUACGAUGUUAGUGACGGUAGUGAGGUGCCAAUAGAAAUAUAUAGAAAGGGAAUUGUGGAUAACGAUGAGAACAAUUAUUCAUCGGCAAAGAAAUCUGCGUUACAAAUUAGAACUAAACGACAAAUUGAGCUCGAAGAUUUAUUGCCGUUUGAUGAAGAGACUAUAGAAGAAUACGUGUACAACUUUUUGGAGGGAAGAAAAAAUGAGACCAGUAUCACUGGAUUGAUUGCCCAAGCGGUAACGAGUGACGCAGCAAACGCAGUAGAUGAACUGGAAGAUGAUGACGACAGCGAGCUCGAAGAAGAAAGAUGACUGGAUACUAGGCGGAGUUCUGAGACCUAUUAGUAUAAAUUACAUAGCAAAAUACCAAAAAAGCAAUCAAGAUUCUGGUGCAGAAGAUAGGUAAUUGAAUAAUUUGACAUUAAAUUAAUCUGUUGAUCGACCCCACCGAUGGAUCAGCUUCCUCUGAAAUAUAAUUUUGCACCUCAAAGCGAGAUCCCGUUUAAUAACUUACUACAUAACUCGUGAAUAACUAUGGGACACAAACGAUCGAGUGCUCAAAUAAAAGGUUAGAUAUUCUCAGUCACGGUACCUAGAUAAGAUUGGUACAAUUUAUUCCCCUACGAAAAAGUACGUUCCUUAAUUAUUGAUUCAAUUAAACUGACGAUAUGUGAGUUAAGUACAAAAAGCUGUCAACUUUCUUGUGACCCAAUGAAAAUUUUAUGAGCGUAUAGCAGUUAUUUAGAGACGGUGUAAACAAUUGGAAUAACGAGACUAUUUUGUAUGUUAGUUAAUAUAACGUAGUGAACGUAUUUAUUUUAGUAUUAAGAAUGAAUUUACAUUAUAUUAUAUUUUUAUACAUCAA
Messenger RNA from Trichoplusia ni (cabbage looper), 3419 nucleotides. Its product is annotated as zonadhesin. Bases 788 to 2866 code for a protein of 692 amino acids. Lineage: Eukaryota; Metazoa; Arthropoda; Insecta; Lepidoptera; Noctuidae. The transcript is spliced from 3 exons. The record is from RefSeq and is a predicted model, not a curated record.